Rhinocladiella mackenziei CBS 650.93 is the source of this 1065-nucleotide messenger RNA. RefSeq lists its product as uncharacterized. The record is from RefSeq and is a predicted model, not a curated record. Gene Ontology annotation, biological process: cytochrome c-heme linkage. The transcript has 2 exons. NCBI's taxonomy places the organism in Eukaryota, Fungi, Ascomycota, Eurotiomycetes, Chaetothyriales, Herpotrichiellaceae. Gene Ontology annotation, molecular function: holocytochrome-c synthase activity. Gene Ontology annotation, cellular component: mitochondrion. The coding region runs from base 1 to 1065 and encodes 354 amino acids.
AUGGGCUGGUUCUGGGCGGACAGCCCGAAACCCAAUGCAUCAAUAGUUGCUUCACAUCAACCUGCUACUCCUCCCCCAGCAUGUCCUAUGCACCAAUCCGACUCGAAAGCAACACCAUUUCCUCCACGCCGCGAUCAAUCCUCCUCACAGCCCUUCUCAUGUCCUGUCCAAUCGUCCAAUCAUCCCCUCCGCAACCCGACAGCUCCCAACCAACUUCAAUCCUCUGAACAACAAGUUCAAUCAACCCGGUCAACCCCUUCCUCCUCGUCGACGCUCUCCAAAUUCAAUCCUCUAAACUACAUGCCCUCGCUAUCCAAUACUCGACCAGCCGACUCGCCACAAGAUGUCUCCCUCCCGUUAGAACGAGAAAUCUCCUCCAUCCCGCGCGGGGACUCGAACUUGAACUGGGAAUACCCGUCCCCCCAACAGAUGUACAACGCAAUGCUGCGUAAGGGCUACACGGAUACCCCCACCGACGCCGUCGAAUCCAUGGUCGCCGUCCACAAUUUCCUUAACGAAGGCGCCUGGCAGGAGAUCGAGGAAUGGGAACGUAUAUUUGGGAAAGGCCUCGUACACGGCUGGGAGAUAUGUAGUCGAGGAGAACAAGGAAUCGCCAUGGACCGCGCAAAACAUGAAAUGAUGAGUGCCCGUCAACGAGCCAUGGGCCUGCCGGAUCCCGAGGAGAACGCUCGCCCUAAAUUACUUCGUUUCCAGGGCCGACCUCAUGAACCGACACCCAAAGCCCGCAUACUCUCCGCCCUGGGUUAUGUGAUGCCCGAGAAAUUCGGUAGUGAACCUCCCUUUGAUCGCCACGAUUGGUAUGUCGCGCGUACCAUGCCCGACGGCUCCGUUAAGCAGGUCCGCUACGUUAUCGAUUAUUACUCCGGCGGUGUCCAGGCCACGGGCGAGCCCGUCUUCUACUUGGACAUCCGGCCCGCUCUGGAUAGCCCGACCGCGGCAGCCGAACGAGCAAUGAGAUGGGGCGGCGAUCUCUGGCAUCGUGCAACAGGAGGCGCUGCUCGGCAGGCCGCCGCGGGGAAUCAUGCGAAUAGAAAUGAGUCAUGA